AUGAAUACGUUAACUACAAUAACAAGCGUGUCUCUUAAACACGUUAAAGAAAAAGAUAUAUUUGAAACUGUUCAACAUAUAAUUGGAUUUUAUUUAAUUCCAAUUAUUUGUCUACCAGGUCUCAUUGGUAAUAUUCUAUGUAUUUGUGUAUUUUUAUCGGAUACAAUGAAACGUUUUUCUACAACAAAAUUUUUACUCUAUUUGGCUAUAUCUGAUACAUUUAAAUUAUCAAAUGAUUUACUUUAUUCAUUGGUAUUAAUUAUACAGUCAAUUAAUACAGAAUUUGGUCAAGAAUUAUUUCAUAUGCUCUAUCGAUAUUGUCAUUAUGUUAAUCAAGUAGUUACUCUGUGUACAGCAUAUCUUACAUUAAUAUUAGCCAUUGAGAGGUAA
Molecule: messenger RNA, 390 nt
Organism: Didymodactylos carnosus
Lineage: Eukaryota; Metazoa; Rotifera; Eurotatoria; Philodinida; Philodinidae
Source: the annotation of a GenBank genome assembly